Molecule: messenger RNA, 2450 nt
Organism: Microcebus murinus (gray mouse lemur)
Lineage: Eukaryota; Metazoa; Chordata; Mammalia; Primates; Cheirogaleidae
Source: RefSeq, a predicted model, not a curated record
CCCUUAUAUUUCUGGGAACUGUUGUAUUUCAAGUUGAGAGAUAAUAUACAUAAAUCACCUAAUAUAGUCUCUGUCACAUAGAAGGCACAAAAUAAAUAUUUGCUUACUUUAGUUCUGAGCCUUAUUUUCCUCAACUGUAAAACAGGAUUAAUACAUACCUCCCAGUGUUGUUGGGAUUACUGAUUCAGAGGUUCUGGAUUCAGACUGCUUAGAUUUGAGUCCCAUUUCUGCCACAUCCCAUCUCUGUGACAUUGGACAAGUCUCUUAAGCUCAUUGGGCUUCUGUUCCAUCACCUGUAAAAAUGAAGUUAAUAAUGGUGGUGUGAAGAUUAGAUGAGCUUAAGUAUGUGAGAUCCUUACAAAAGUGUCCAGCACAUAUUAGGCACUCAGUAAAUGUUGCUUUUCAUUAUUUAAACAAGAAAGUACGUGUAUGGCCUUAUGGCCUUAUUAGCCAUCGUAUCCCCAGUAUUAAGCCCUGAACCUGGCACAUAGCAGAUGCUCAGUAAAUGGUACUUUGUGCUACUUCCACUCUACCACUCACCAUAGUGAAGAAUAAGACUCUGUGUGCACAAGACAGUCACUCAUUAAUGAUUGACUGAAUUCCAUCAGACCAUAGCUGCAAAAAACUAAGUGAUUGCCAAGUCUUGCCCUAGGCAAUGUCUGCUUCACCUCCUGCUGGGGAGGCCAGGCUAUUAAUCCCAGAAAGGUCCGAUCACAUUUUUCUUGGAGCAUCCUCUCUAGAGGACACACAAUCAUUUACUGAUGUUAUUCGGAGGAUCAAAUUCAUUAACUUGUGUAAAGUGCUUGAACAGCUGUGUAUAUUCGUUUCUCAUCCAACAUUAUGUUUAUUUGAGCCACUCAUGUUAUUGUUGCAUGUAGUUGUAGCUCGUUUACUCUCCUUGUAGAUAUCCCAGUGUAUUUAUCCAUCUUACUGCUGUUGAGCAUUUAGGUAGUUUCUAAUUUUGGGUUAUGAAUGAGAGGUCAAUGGAUAUUCUUGUAUAUUUAUCCUGGUAGAGCAAGUCCCUCCAUCUUGUACUUAUGAGUGUCUUGGCUAUUCAUGGCCCAUUGCUCUUCCUCAUAAAUUUUGGAAUCACAUUUUCAAGUUACACACAGGGGUUUUGAUUGGAAUUGCAUUCAAUCUGUAAAUCUGUUUAAGGAGAUUUACCAUUCUUGUGAUGCAGAGUCUCUCCUAACCAUGCAUCCAUACCCCAGUUUACCAAUUCUCCCACGAUGGUGAUCAUGGUGGGUUUACCAGCUCGAGGCAAAACUUACAUCUCCACGAAGCUCACACGAUAUCUCAACUGGAUAGGAACACCAACUAAAGUGUUUAAUUUAGGCCAAUAUCGACGAGAGGCAGUGAGCUACAAGAACUAUGAAUUCUUUCUCCCAGACAACAUGGAAGCCCUACUUAUCAGGAAACAGUGUGCCCUGGCAGCCCUGAAGGAUGUUCACAACUAUCUCAGCCGUGAGGAAGGUCAUGUUGCGGUUUUUGAUGCCACCAACACUACCAGAGAACGACGGUCAAUGAUUCUGCAGUUUGCUAAAGAACAUGGUUACAAGGUCUUUUUCAUCGAGUCCAUUUGUAAUGACCCUGGCGUCAUUGCAGAGAACAUCAGGCAAGUGAAACUCGGCAGCCCUGAUUACAUAGGCUGUGACCAGGAAAAGGUUCUGGAAGACUUUCUAAAGAGAAUUGAGUGCUAUGAGGUCAACUACCAACCUUUGGAUGAUGAACUGGAUAGCCACCUGUCCUAUAUCAAGAUCUUCGACGUGGGCACACGCUACUUGGUGAACCGAGUGCAGGACCACAUCCAGAGCCGCACGGUCUACUACCUCAUGAACAUCCACGUAACGCCCCGCUCCAUCUACCUAUGCCGGCACGGUGAGAGUGAGCUCAACCUCAGAGGCCGUAUUGGAGGCGACUCUGGACUCUCAGCUCGGGGCAAGCAGUAUGCCUAUGCCCUGGCCAACUUCAUUCGGUCCCAGGGCAUCAGCUCCCUGAAGGUGUGGACCAGCCACAUGAAGAGGACCAUCCAGACAGCUGAGGCCCUGGGUGUCCCCUAUGAACAGUGGAAGGCCCUGAACGAGAUUGACGCGGGUGUCUGUGAGGAGAUGACCUAUGAAGAAAUCCAGGAACACUAUCCUGAAGAAUUUGCACUACGAGACCAAGAUAAAUAUCGCUACCGCUAUCCCAAGGGAGAGUCCUAUGAGGAUCUGGUCCAGCGUCUGGAGCCAGUUAUAAUGGAGCUAGAACGACAGGAGAACGUACUGGUGAUCUGCCACCAGGCUGUCAUGCGGUGCCUCCUGGCAUACUUCCUGGAUAAAAGUUCUGAUGAGCUUCCGUAUCUCAAGUGCCCUCUGCACACAGUGCUCAAACUCACGCCUGUGGCUCAUGGCUGCAAAGUGGAGCCCAUCUACCUGAAUGUGGAGCCGUGAACCACGAACCAGCCUGAG